AUGCCAUUGUUGCAUGCGAGCCUUCGAGCCAUGAGGCCUAUUUUUUGCGGAAACUUUGUGUACGAGACUCGGCAAUCGGACCUGGAGCUGUUGUUCUCCAAAUAUGGAAUAGUCCAACGUAUCGACAUGAAAUCAGGAUUUGCUUUCUUCUAUUUUGAGGAUGAGCGUGAUGCUGAAGACACCAUCCGUGGCGAACGUGAUAGGCAUCAUGACGGGAGGGCUGCAAAAAAUCAGAGGCCAACAAGGACCCUUUUUGUGAUAAAAUUUGACCCUGUCCGUACCAGAGAAUAUGAUAUAGAAAGACACUUUGGCCCUUAUGGGAAAGUUCUCAACGUGCGCAUUUGUUGGAAUUUUGCAUUCGUGCAAUUUGAGACUGUGGAGGAUGUAAACAGAUGCUCUGCAGUGCACCCAUAUGAGGUUUUGAUCAUCCGCAUGUACUUUUCUCUGUGUUUCCAGUAGUAUCACAAGUCCGUUUGCCCUUUUUAGGUGUACGGGUUUUCAUAAAAUUGUUUCUCCAUUUUAUUUAUUUAUUUUCCUUAUUUCCUUCUGCAUAUGCUGAACUCACCCCACCAACCGGACGGGAUACAGCAUGCAGACGCCCAUUUCUUGUAAGUUCUCAUUUGCUUAAAAUGUUCAAAAAGACGAACUUAAACGCACAAUACUAAGGAGAGCAUAAUUACAACUUUCUAAUACAGCUGUAGUUUACUUCUGCAAGUAGCUUAAUCACACUUUCGGCAGCACUUGCCGAUUACGAACCGAAAAUCCAAAAAGAGAAGAAAAAAGCAUCAUACAGAAUUAAUAUUAAUAUAAUUAUAUAAUUGUCAGUCAGUAGUUGUUGAGGCAUUGCAUGCCUACACAAAUGCCCCUUGAAUGGCCUUGUCUAGCCAAACCUCGGCAUCUUCCAUCAUCUCUGGACUAAGUCUGACCAUAAGAACACAAAACUCGGACUCGUUGAGGGCCCCAUCUCCAUCAAGGUCUCCUUCACGAACCAUGGCCUCAGCAUCUUCCUUACUCAUCUCCUCAACUCCCAAAAUCGAGCAAUUCUUGUGCAGGCUCGAGGGUGUUAUUAGUCCUUUGGUGGGGUCCGCCAGGAGUCGGAACCCGCCACAGAGCUCGUCCAUGAAGGUCUCGGCAUCGAGCUUGUCAGCCAUCACCGUCAGCAAGUCUUCGUAUUCUCUACACUCUUCUUUUGUUUCCAUUUCCUUCGUUUUUUUUUGAGAAUUUUGAAGUGAGUUGAGAUUAUUGGGUGCAUAUAUGAUGGGAUUGAGGAUUGAGAUAGGCUCUUUAUAUUGUUGCACAAGCGCUUCUUAUCAUUUGUGCGAUUUUUGAAAUAAAAUGGACGGUCUUGAUUUCUCUCAUGUGUGUGUGUCUUUGUGUUAUUAAAAGGUG
Molecule: messenger RNA, 1389 nt
Organism: Striga asiatica
Lineage: Eukaryota; Viridiplantae; Streptophyta; Magnoliopsida; Lamiales; Orobanchaceae
Source: the annotation of a GenBank genome assembly